AUGCCAACUGCGUUGACUAAGGAGAGCGAUGUCGAUGUUCUGAUCGUCGGUGCCGGUCCUGCUGGGCUGAUGUGUGCGAUGGCCUUAGCUCGAGCCGGUGUGAACGUCCGCAUCAUUGACCAACGCCCGGCGAAAGUCGCUGCGGGGCAAGCGGAUGGUAUCCAGCCACGGAUAGUUGAAGUCUUCCAGAGUUACGGCUUCGCCGAUCGUCUCUUCAAAGAAGCGGUCCAAGUGCACAUGGCAGCGUUCUAUAACCCGGGACCAAAUGGUGGCAUCGAACGCACAGGUCGUGCACCUGAUGUUACUGCGCCUACGGCACGAUGGGCGUUUGAGAUGGCGCUGCAUCAAGGGGGCAUAGAACAGAUCUUCUUGGAUUCUAUGGCAUCGAACGGUGUGGAGGUAGAACGGCCUAUGAUACCAACAGCAAUCCAGCUGUCUCAAGACGAAUCAGUCCUAAAGGAUCCGAAGUCACAUCCCGUGAAGGUGGUGUUGAAGGAUCUUGGGGCUCCUGAAGGCUCGCUGGACACGGAAGUAGUACACGCGAAGUUUUUGGUUGGCUGCGAUGGCGCGCACUCUUGGGUACGCAGACAGUUUGGGAUCACCAUGGAAGGCGAACAGACAGAUUAUAUCUGGGGGGUAUUGGACCUAAUCCCUGACACUGACUUCCCCGAUAUUCGCAACCGGUGUGCCGUUCAUUCACAUAACGGUUCAUGCAUGAUCAUUCCACGGGAGGGCGACCUAGUUCGCCUGUAUGUCCAACUAGCGGACAAGGACGUCCUCGAUGCAAAGGGCAGAGUAGACAAGUCGAGAGUGGGACCAGAAACGAUCAUGGAAGUCGCGAACAAGUCGCUUUAUCCUUACAAGAUGUCGACCUCUCAUCCGAUUGAUUGGUGGACGCUUUACAUCAUUGGACAGCGGGUUGCUAACCAGUACUCUGUUCAUGACCGCGUCCUUAUCGCUGGAGAUGCGUGUCAUACGCAUUCUCCGAAAGCUGGUCAGGGCAUGAACGCUAGCAUGAAUGACACCCACAACCUUGCAUGGAAGCUGACACACGUUCUCCGCGGAUGGGCGGAUCUAUCCAUCCUCAAGACUUAUGAAUUUGAGCGGAGAAAGUACGCUCAAGAUCUCAUCAUGUUCGACAAGAAGUUCGCCGCACUCUUCUCUGGCAAGCCGCGUACGGACGAUAGCGACGACGGCGUGUCUCAUGAAGAGUUCCUGGAGGCAUUUCAGACCUUUGGUCUCUUCACAAGCGGUAUCGGUGUGCACUACCAACCAUCUGCGAUCGUCGACGACAGACAUUCAUCUUACGCAAGCAAGCUCAACGUUGGUCAGCGACUGCCCCCGCAGGUCUUCAUCCGCGCGGCAGACUCGCAGCCCGUACAGAUCCACGACCUGUGCCCGUCCGAUACACGCUUUAAGGUCCUCGUCUUCACUGGCGACACUACGAAUCAGUUGCAGCUGAAGAAUGUGAAGGCGCUGGCAGAAGAGAUGCAGAAGCCGGAACACUUCUACGAGAGAUUCGGGCAUGGUAACAGCAGCGCGGUAUUCGAGUUGCUCGCGAUCAGCUCGGCGGACAAGAUGAUAUCGAACUACACGGAUGCCCCUACCUUCUUCAGGUCUCAUUGGUCGAAGUUCCUACUCGACGAUGAGGACAUGUACAAACGCGCGGGAGGCGGAGGAUACGAUGCAUACGGCGUGGAUCCCAACGGGGCUAUCGUCGUCGUCCGUCCCGAUGGUUACGUGGGUACGGUGGCACCCCUUGGAGGCCUCGAAUACUUGGACAACUACUUUGCCUCCUUCAUGGUGCCAUCCUCCUGA
This is a messenger RNA of Rhodofomes roseus, 1818 nucleotides long. RefSeq names its product FAD binding domain-containing protein. The transcript is spliced from 15 exons. NCBI's taxonomy places the organism in Eukaryota, Fungi, Basidiomycota, Agaricomycetes, Polyporales, Fomitopsidaceae. Bases 1 to 1818 code for a protein of 605 amino acids. Gene Ontology annotation, molecular function: FAD binding. The record is from RefSeq and is a predicted model, not a curated record.